Molecule: messenger RNA, 1044 nt
Organism: Quercus robur (English oak)
Lineage: Eukaryota; Viridiplantae; Streptophyta; Magnoliopsida; Fagales; Fagaceae
Product: probable carboxylesterase 9
Exons: 1
Coding region: 1-1044 (347 amino acids)
Molecular function (GO): hydrolase activity
Source: RefSeq, a predicted model, not a curated record
AUGGGUUCAUGGCUAUAUGCAAAAAACAAUAUGCGAAAUUCCUCCAAUUACAGUUACUUUUCCAAAGAAGAAGAAAAUACUAUAACACAAAGGUCAAGAUUCAACCCUUACGACCACCUCAACAUCAAGCUCAACCCAGAUGGUACGCUCAAUCGAGGCCAAGCCCGCCCCACAAUCGAGGCAAACCCCAAUGGGGACCCUGUGGUCUCCAAAGACAUCACUCUCAACGUCAAAACUAAGACAUGGGUUCGUAUUUUCCGACCAACAAAAUUGCCUUCCAAUAAUGACAACACCAUCGCUCGACUUCCCAUUGUAAUUUACUGCCACCAUGGUGGCUGGAUUCUCUUAAGUGCAGCUGACUCUGAUGCCCACACAAACUGUGAGGAAAUUGCGAGCGAGCUUCUCACCAUUGUUGUUUCCGUGAACUAUCGUCUAGCACCCGAGAGUCGACUCCCAGCGCAGUACGAAGAUGGUGUCGAUGCUAUCAACUGGGUUAAAGAACAAGCCACAAACCCCAAUGGUGAGCAGUGGCUCAAAGACUACGGAGACUUCUCGAGGUGUUAUCUUUACGGCGUUGGAUGUGGUGGAAACAUCGUGCUAUAUUCGAGUUUAAAGACAGACUUGAUGAAAUUGAAGCCAUUGAAGAUUGCUGGGAUUAUAAUGAACCAACCCAUGCUUGGAGGUAUACAAAGAACUGAAUCAGAGCUGCGAUACGCUACGGAUGAGAUUUUGCCUCUGCCUGUGCUCGACCUAUUGUGGGAACUUGCUUUGCCAAAAUCGAUUAAUCGGGACCAUCGGUAUUGUAAUCCCAUGGUGCAAGGCCCACACAAGCAGAUGAUUAGUACACUAAAAAGGUGUUUGGUUACUGGGUUUAGUGGGGACCCGAUGAUUGAUCGGCAACAGGAGUUUGUGGAGAUGUUGGUAGCGUGUGGGGUCCAGGUUGAGGCAUGUUUCGAUGAUUAUGGGUUCCACAAUAUUGAUCUCGUGGACCCUAGACGGGCCAAUGAACUUUUAAAUAUUGUUAGAGAAUUCAUGUUUCGAUGA